GAAGAGGUGAGUGUCACGCCUCCUGCUCUGAAGAGGUACCCGUUCCUGAGGGCCGACUCGUUUCAGCUAGUCGAUCAAGCCCCGCAGAUCAUGUCAGACGAGGGGGUGAUUUCGAGAUGCACGGUCUUUCUCCUUCCUCUCCUCUUCGUCUUCAGCGGGGGGCUGCUGUGGGUUGGUUAUCACUGGGGAUAUCUCGGGAAGCUCGGGGGCCAGGUCUGGUCCAGGCUCGAGAUCUUCCGGAACAGGGUUCAAGCCUUUCCAGCCUCUCAGAACUUUCACGACCUCCAGACUGGCCCAGGCCCUCUCAGAGCGACCUUGGUCAUGCGUACGGUGACGAUCGCCCUGAUGGUGAUCGCGGCGAUGCUCCAGGUCCAAGCAGGGAAGACGAAAGGAGAUACUCCAGCGAAGAAGGCAACCGAGGAGUUUCUCGCCCGCAGCCGGUCCGCCGAGUCCGAGGUAAGCUUGGAAUCGUCGGUCAUCUCAGAGGCGCUGGAGAUGCCGGGCACGUUCGUCAACGCGGCGUCGGCGGAGCUGAUGCCGAGCCUGCCGAUGGACCAGCAGCAG
Prorocentrum cordatum is the source of this 564-nucleotide messenger RNA. Lineage: Eukaryota; Dinophyceae; Prorocentrales; Prorocentraceae. The record is from the annotation of a GenBank genome assembly.